Molecule: messenger RNA, 2848 nt
Organism: Drosophila gunungcola (fruit fly)
Lineage: Eukaryota; Metazoa; Arthropoda; Insecta; Diptera; Drosophilidae
Gene: Vha100-3
Product: V-type proton ATPase 116 kDa subunit a1
Biological process (GO): proton transmembrane transport; vacuolar acidification
Cellular component (GO): plasma membrane; vacuolar proton-transporting V-type ATPase complex; vacuolar proton-transporting V-type ATPase, V0 domain
Molecular function (GO): proton-transporting ATPase activity, rotational mechanism; ATPase binding
Source: RefSeq, a predicted model, not a curated record
CCAUAGGUUGUAAAGCAAACGGAUUCGAAAAACCCGUCACAUUUGUAACAUUUUUAUUUUGUUUGGCGAUCACUUGUGUUGUGCGACCGACACUCAGCACAGGGAAAAUGUUCAAGAAACGUCAGACGAAGGUCAAGUCCUUUUUCCGCAGCGAGGACAUGGAGCUGUGCCAGCUGCUGCUGCACACGGACAACGCCUUCGACUGCCUCAUGGAGCUGGGUCACCACGGAUCGGCGCAGUUCAACAACGUGUACGACGAGGACCGGCUGCUGAACAACCUCUACUCGCGCAAGGUGGCCCAGUGCCACGAGCUGCUGCGUCUGGUGGAGAGCCUGCACAAUCAGAUCACCCAGCUGCAUGUGAACGAGGUCUUCUACCCGGACGUGGAUCGCGACGAGCGGAUGCGGGAGAAGGACCUGGCCAAGUACGAGGCCCGGCUGAAGCGCAUCCACGUGGAGGCCAGUGCCGUCACGGAGCACUACUACCGGCUGGAUAGCCGGCGGUACCGCAUGAUGGAGCACAGCUUCGCCAUAGCCAGGGCCAACAAGUACAUGACCGCGGACAUGGGCAGCGAGCUGCUCUACUCGGAGAGCACGAUGAUGGGCCUGGUGCAGGACGCCAGCGCGGCGGCCCAUCAGUCGCAGCUGAACUACCUGAUCGGCUGCAUCCGGGCGGACAAGUUCUACAGCUUCGAGCUGCUGCUCUACCGCCUGUGCUCCUUCAACCUCAUCGUCCGCUUCGCCGAGAUGCCCGACCCGGUCUACGAGUACCACCACGGCCAGCGGCCGGAGAAGGUGCGCAAGUUCGCGCUCCUCCUGAUGGCCAGUGCCACGAUGCUGUGGCCCAAGGUGCUCAAGAUCUGCGGCCACUACCACGUCAACGUCUACGACUGCCCGCGGUCGGCUAGCGAGCGGGAGGAGCGGGUGCGGGAGCUCAGCCAGGAGAUAGUGAACGUCGAGAAGGUGCUCAAGGAGGCCGAGACGAUGCGCCGCCAGAUCCUGGAGGUGGCUGGCCAGGACCUCUUCAUUGUGCGAGUGAAUCUGCGCAAGGCGCUCAGGGUCUACGACCUGAUGAACCGCCUGCGGCUGGUGGGCGGACUGGAGGUUCCCCGCUAUCUGCUGGCCGAGGUCUACAUACCAGCCUCGGAUGUCCAGGAGGUGCGGGAAAUCCUGCACAACACCUCCAGACUGAGUGGAGGGGCAGACAAGAACGAGGACGAGGACGAAGAGGCAGCAAUAGGCAAAAGGAUGAAGCGGGACUUCGAGCCGGAGGAGGACAUGUCUUCCAGGGCCAUUCUGCUGAAGAAGAACCGACUGGUCAAUCACAUGCCGCCGACGUACUUUCGGCUGAACAGGUUCACGAGGGGCUUCCAGAACCUCAUCGAUGCCUACGGAAUGGCGGACUACAAGGAGCUGAAUCCCGCCCCGUACACCAUCAUCACCUUUCCCUUCCUCUUUGCCGUGAUGUUUGGCGACCUGGGGCACGGCAUUCUGUUGAUCUUGUUUGCCGCGCUGAUGAUUUGGAAGCACAAGGAGAUCCAGAAGUACCAGAUUGCGUCGACGUCCGAAAACGAGAUCCUGAACAUCCUCUUCGCGGGUCGCUACAUAAUCCUGCUGAUGGGCAUCUUCUCCGCCUACAUGGGCCUCAUCUACAACAUAGUCAUGUCCAAGGGGUUCAAUCUGUUCGGCUCCAGCUGGAGUUGUCGGUACAAUGCGACGACGUUGGAGGACCACAUGUCCCAGCUAACCCUGAACGCCGCCGAUCCGAACUUCUACUCGGGCAACCCGUACCCCAUCGGCAUGGACCCGAUGUGGGCCGUGUGCGGCCAGGACUCGAUCACCACCACCAACUCGAUGAAGAUGAAGCUGGCCAUCGUGCUGGGCAUUUCGCAGAUGAUGUUCGGCCUGGGCCUGGCAGCCGCCAACUGUGUGCUGCUGAAGAAGAAGGCCGACCUGUUCCUGGUGGUCAUCCCGCAGAUGGUGUUCAUGAUCUGUCUGUUCUGCUACCUCGUCUUCCUGAUCUUCUUCAAGUGGCUGGCCUUCGGUGGCCACAAGCAGACGCCGUACAACUCGGCCUGUGCGCCCUCGGUGCUGAUCACCUUCAUCAACAUGAUGCUGAUGAAGAACGAGGAGCCGCCAGGGAACUGCCUGAGCGACAUGUACCCCUUCGAGCGGCUGGUGGAGUACGCCCUGGUGGUGAUGGCCCUCUGCACGGUGCCCAUCCUGCUGGCCGGCAAGCCGCUCUACCUGCUCCGCCGCCGCAAGCAGAAGCUGCGGGAAUCGCGCGACCUCAAGCCGAUGCGCCGCCAGACGAUCCGGGAGAUGCGCUCCACCAUGCGCUACACCGAAGGCGACUACGGCGAGUCCAGCAAGGGUGCGAAGGGCGCCGACAACGAGGAGGAGUUCGAGAUGUCGGAGAUCUGGAUCCACUCGGGCAUCCACACCAUCGAGACGGUGCUGGGCUCGGUGUCGCACACCGCCUCCUAUCUGCGCCUCUGGGCGCUCUCGCUGGCCCACGACCAGCUGUCCGAGGUCCUGUGGCACAUGGUGCUCAACAAGGGCUUCUCCAACAACCAGCCGCUGUACUACGCCGUGCCCAUGCUGAUGGCCUCCUUCUUCGCCUGGGCCGUCCUCACGGUGGCCAUCCUGGUGAUGAUGGAGGGCCUGAGCGCCUUCCUGCACACCCUGCGCCUCCACUGGGUGGAGUUCCAGUCCAAGUUCUUCGGCGGAGCGGGCGAGUCCUUCAAGGCGUUCUUUUUUCCGCCCUCCAACCAGCGGAGUUAGUUGUUUUGCGACCUGUUUUUCAAAACUUUAUAUAUGCAAAUUUAUGGUUUGUGCACUCUUGUACU